Molecule: messenger RNA, 1939 nt
Organism: Talaromyces stipitatus ATCC 10500
Lineage: Eukaryota; Fungi; Ascomycota; Eurotiomycetes; Eurotiales; Trichocomaceae
Product: MFS transporter, putative
Exons: 2
Coding region: 161-1882 (573 amino acids)
Biological process (GO): transmembrane transport
Molecular function (GO): transmembrane transporter activity
Source: RefSeq, a predicted model, not a curated record
ACGAUCAAUGUGAUGGGAGCAACACGGCAGAGGGCCUAUCCAAGCUGCAGAGCUCUCGGAACAACAUGAGGAAUUGUAUUUGACUGUCCAUCGAACCUAUACUCUAUAAGAUCGUUUUGUUUAUUGUUUAGAGCUUCUUGGAUAACACUAACAAGGCAACAUGGCGGCGCAACAUCCACCACUAUUUACUGCAUCGCGCUUGCAGACAGCGACCUACCUGCUCGGUGUCUGUCCUUUCUCUAUCGCUUUUUUGGUUUUUCUCAAUUCGUCCAUAUCAUUUGUGGUGACGGAUCUGAUUGGGCUGGAGAAAGGCGAAGGAGAUGCUGUUGGAUCACUCGGGUUUGCUGAUGAGCUGUUGGCGCUGAUUGCUUGUCCGGUUUGGGGAUUACUGUCUGAUAAGAUUGGAGUGCGUUAUGUCUGCACUAUCGGAUACACGAUCAUUGCGCUGUCAUUGGUCCUUUUCGUACAGGCAUCCAAUGUCUACCCACAGCUCCUUCUCGGACGACUUUUCUUCAGCUUAGGGGGUUCGGCUGUCUCAACCAUGGUGACGGCUACUCUGCCUACAAUUACAGGAGGCAAUCUUCCUCACCAAGAUCCUCCUCAUCAACGACGCUCAAACCACGCUUGGAGACCAUCUCUUUCAUCAGAGAUCACCAUUACUCCAUCUCGCUUCGAACGGAGUCGCUCUCGAGAGCAAAUACCCGAACCGGCUCCAACAUCGUCGUCUUCUCGACUUGCAGGAUUUGUCGGGUUGUUUGCAGGUUGUGGUGCUCUGAUAUCACUUGCCGUAUUCUUACCUCUCCCUGCAUACUUUGAGAAAUUUGAGAAAUCCGGUUCCACACCAGCCCAGGCGAUUCGACAGAGCUUUUAUGUUGUUGCAUCUGUGGCACUACUAGUUGCGAUCGCUUGUUUCUUUGGGCUCCGGAAUCUUCCUGGGGAGGAAGAGAAGCAUAUCCAGUCGCUUUGGCAGGGCUCCCAGUCAAAUGAAGAAUACCCCGGCUUGCGGACAAGGACAACCACCAACUAUGGUGAAGAUCUCUUACACGCACUUAAACUCGGUUUUUUACAUCCUGAUAUCUGCUUGGGCUACAUCGGCGGGCUCGUUGCUCGCGCGUCAUCGGUCGCAAUAUCCCUCUUCAUACCAUUGUUCGUCAAUUACUACUACCGAAAGCUGGGAUUGUGUCAAAAGACUGAUCAGGACAAAGUCCCUUCAGGCGGUCUUGGUGAUAUCAAAAAGUCAUGCCCGGAAGCCUAUAUACUAGCGUCAAUUUUGACUGGCGUAUCGCAAUUGGUAGCCUUGCUUACUGCUCCAAUAUUCGGUUACUUGUCCGAAAGGUCCCGUCGAUAUAAUCUACCAUUACUCUGUGCUGCGCUUCUGGGGAUAGUAGGAUAUAUGACUUUUCCUUUGAUAUUCAAUCCGCAACUCCAAGUACCACAUGUAAAUGGUGGUGAAUUCGCUAUCGUGUCUUCUAUCGGCAUUAGCCAAAUCGGCGCUAUUGUCUGCAGCCUUGGAAUUCUUAGCAAUGGAGUUCUGAAUAUCGGUUUUAGCGACAAUCACCAGGGAAGUGGAAGCGAGUCAUCGCAAGAACCAACAGACUCCAUUCAAACUGCUGAUGAGAACAACUCUCACACCGAACAUGAUCCACUGAUUGCAAAACAGGGUAAGAGUCUCGCCUCUUCGGACUUGAAACAUUUGAAAGGGUGUAUUGCUGGAAUAUAUUCGCUUUAUGGUGGAGCCGGUAUCCUCCUGUUGACGAAGCUGGGUGGGCUACUCUUUGAUGUGUCUUCGACUGGAGCACCAUUUUAUAUCAUGGCUACUUUUAAUGCGAUCUUGUUUCUGGCAGGAAUUGGAUGUAUUGUGUGGCGGUCUAGAAAAUCAUGACGACAUUUACGCUCAAGGAAAUAUCGUGGUUCGGACAUGUAACAUAAACUGAAAUUA